Messenger RNA from Harmonia axyridis, 768 nucleotides. Its product is annotated as troponin C, isoallergen Bla g 6.0101-like. NCBI's taxonomy places the organism in Eukaryota, Metazoa, Arthropoda, Insecta, Coleoptera, Coccinellidae. The transcript has 6 exons. Gene Ontology annotation, molecular function: calcium ion binding; enzyme regulator activity. The coding region runs from base 108 to 587 and encodes 159 amino acids. The record is from RefSeq and is a predicted model, not a curated record.
UGACCUCUGGAAUGAGUAUAGUCGCAGCUCCUGUGCAAUUUACUUCCUUUAUUUAGCCCAUUGUGGCCUAUUUGGAAUCUAACACUUGCAGAACAAAAGUGUUUUUCAUGAGAAGAAAGAUCACGAACAUGAACGAGCUUGACAAGGAUCAAAUUUCAAUGCUCAAGUCCACUUUCGAUGCUUUUGAUGUAGACAGAAAAGGUUACAUUGAAACAGAAAUGAUAGGCAUGAUUAUGGACAUGCUGGGUGCUCAAGUUGGUGCUGAUGAACUGGAGUGUAUCAUAAGCGAAAUUGAUGAAGAUGAAAAUGGCGAAAUAACAUUCGAUGAAUUUCUUACUUUGGCAGCCAAAUUCUUGGUUGAAGACGAUGAAGAUACUGAUGCUAUACAAAUCGAACUCAAGGGUGCUUUCAGAAUGUAUGAUAAGGAAGGAAAUGGUUUCAUAACAACCCAGGUCUUGAGAGAAAUCCUUAGGGAACUUGAUGAUAACUUGAGUGAAACAGAUCUUGACAAUAUGAUAGAGGAAAUUGACACUGAUGGAUCAGGAACAGUUGACUGGGAAGAGUUUCGAGCAGUGAUGAUUGGUUGAGUACAUAAUGAAUAACUUUUCUAUUUUUUGACAUACAUAACAUAUAACUAUUGAAUGUUGAAUACAUUAAUUAUGGUGUAAUUAUAUGUUUUUCCAUUUUUUCAACAAAUUGAUAAGGAUAGAACUUAACCAUUGAUUAUAAGUAAAAAUCUACAAAAUCAUUAUAUUAUAAAAUUCUCAA